AGGAUCUGCAUUUGUAUCGGCUUUCAACAUUGCAGCAAAUGUCAGUAUGGGCUCUAAAUGUGCAAAUUGAAAUUGUUGCGUCCAAUAAAAGAAAAGGAAGGGUUGCCAUGCUUUUCAUUGGGAGAGGUGGUUAGGUGUUCAAUAUUCAAAAGGGGGUUUUGCACCUAACAAACGUGGGUCGCAGAUAGGUUGUGUGUGAGUCGAAGGGUUAACAAUCCCAUGUGAACAUCAGCCUAAAUUAGGAUCGGUGAAGUGUCCGCUUGUCGUAGCAUACCAGCUUAAAAAAUCAUGUUUGAGGGUUAGCUACGGUGUAAUUCACCUGCCAAUGAACUGCUUUGCAGAGCUCAGUGACUGAUGAAAAACCACCAGCUCGCUCAUAGAUCAUUUUAGAUCCCCAGCCAGGCAGUGGAGAGAAAUAUGCGUGGUCACUUUAGCGCAGGCAUGUUCAGAUCAUUAGACUUAUAUCAGGGUUAAAUAAUAAUAUGCCUUCCUAGUUUCUCGUUGUCUGGGCUGUAAUUUAAGAGACUUGUGGUAACUUAACCACCUCUUGGGCUUGAGAAACGUGCUAGAUAUGCAAGGUCCUUGCACGGGACAUUAGAAGUUGGUUUUACCGAUUUUUAAAAGUAGCCCGUUUUUCUUAUUCAUUUGAGGAAAGGGGCUUAUUUGGGUUUAGUUUGUCUAUUUUGUCAUUCAUUAAACCAUUUUAUAGAUAACUUAGUUUAUAUUGCGCCUGAAAAAGGCAGUCUAGAUUUAAUUGUGUGACACAUUCAACAAUCAGGGAGCUAGUUUAUAUUCCUUCCCAUUUUUAUUGCAUCUUCACACAGACUUUAUGAAACGGCCUGAGAGGUUCAGUCUCAGUAGGUCUUAUCUGAAGCCUGCAUGUAGACAUAGCUCUUUGUACAAAGUUGUUGUGUAAAUAUAUUUUUAUUUUACACUCUGUAAAAUAGAAAUAUGUUAUCAAGAAAAAUUGUGUACCACGAUACCACAGGCCCAUACUAACUGUCCUUAAUUUCUCUCCUACAGCAGUACUGCUAUGCCAGUCCUGUACUGCACUCUGUUAAGGGUGCAGCAACUCAUCCUGUGUAGGUUAUGGGGAUCACAGAGAAAUGUGCACUUGGUCAGUUUGGUCAGGGUCCACUGGCUACUUGUUUUGGGGAAUCAGAUGCAGCAAGCCACCACAAACCUCAACCCCCAAGAGCCUCUUAGUUUUUUCUAAUUUGACUUAUAAUUUUUCUGCAAAUUUAGGUAACAUUUCCCAUGCAUUCAUGAUGGAAAAGUAUUGCCCAAAUAUUUACCUACAUAUUUUAUGAGCUACUUUAGACCUGAAAAGGAAGUCAAGAUUUAAAUGUACAAUGCUGCAUUUUUUUAUAUUUGAAUGUCAGAGUAGACUCUCAUAUUUUGUAAUGUUAUUCCUAGAUGUAGCCUCAACAUCUUGACUUCAUUUUUAUAUGCUAGUACACACAUUCUGGACCCGGCCCCCUAUAUGCAGCGUUUUUAUUUUUUGGUUAAGCCCCAAGAAGAUACUUUUGUUUUUUUGAGUGCCAUAAAUCAUUGCAACACAGGUGGUAUACUGUUGUGUGUGAGUUCAAACCCUUUUCCAAAGUGUUACUAAUGGUAAAGAGAAAUUUUCUAGGCUUCUUUUCUGCCGGUUGAAGUCUGACUGCAGAAGGACCCUUGGCAUUGAAAGUGGGGCAAAACGCCGGACCCCAAGCUGCAAGUCAGGUCGUAUGUGGACGUCAUGUUGGAGCAGAACCUCUCCAAAGAGGAGAGAGAGAUUCGUCAGCAGAUGGUAGAGAAGGCCAAAUCCGGGGAGCUGAAAGUGGUCAACGGGUCCGCUGCAUCACAAGCUGCUGCUGCCGCCGCCGCAAAACGUAAACGCCGUUGGGACCAGACAGCUGACCAAACCCCCACAAAUACUACACCCAAAAAGGUGUCCAGCUGGGACCAGGCAGACAACUCUGCUGAGACUCCAGGUCACACACCGGGACACACCCCUGCACACACACCUUCAAACAGCCGAUGGGAUGAAACCCCCGGCCGCCCCAAGGGCAGCGACACCCCAGGGGCCACUCCCAGUACCCGCAUGUGGGACCCAACUCCCAGCCACACCCCCGCCGGCGCUGCCACCCCGGGCAGGGGAGACACACCAGGCCACGCCACCCCCGGCCACGGUGGAGCCACGGGAAGUGUACGAAAGAACCGCUGGGACGAAACCCCAAAGACAGAGAGGGAGACCCCGGGACACGGGAGCGGCUGGGCUGAGACCCCGCGCACAGACAGAGGAGACGAGUCGGUGGGCGAGACUCCGACCCCAGGGGCGAGUAAGAGGAAGUCUCGGUGGGACGAAACCCCCGCCAGUCAGAUGGGAUCCUCAACACCAACUUUCACCCCGGGAAAAACUCCCAUCGGAACGCCAGCUAUGAACAUGGCUACCCCGACACCAGGUCACCUGAUGAGCAUGACUCCAGAGCAGCUGCAGGCGUGGAGGUGGGAGCGUGAGAUUGAUGAGAGGAAUCGCCCUCUCACAGACGAUGAGCUCGAUGCCAUGUUCCCAGAGGGAUACAAGGUCUUGCCUCCUCCAGCAGGGUACGUGCCGAUCCGUACUCCAGCCCGUAAACUGUCCGCCACACCGACCCCCAUCGGCGGCAUGACAGGCUUCCACAUGCAGGUGGAGGACCGCACCACCAAACAGAUGAACGACCAGCCCUCAGGCAACCUGCCCUUCCUGAAACCUGACGACAUCCAGUACUUUGACAAACUGCUGGUGGAGGUCGAUGAGUCCACGCUGAGUCCCGAGGAGCAGAAAGAGAGGAAGAUCAUGAAGCUGCUGCUGAAGAUUAAAAAUGGAACACCGCCUAUGAGAAAGGCUGCUCUUCGCCAGAUCACAGAUAAAGCUCGUGAGUUUGGAGCAGGUCCUCUGUUCAAUCAGAUCCUGCCGCUCCUCAUGUCCCCCACCCUGGAGGACCAGGAGCGCCAUCUGCUGGUCAAAGUCAUCGACCGCAUCCUCUACAAACUGGAUGACCUGGUUCGACCAUACGUACACAAGAUCCUGGUGGUGAUUGAGCCUCUGCUGAUUGAUGAAGACUAUUAUGCCAGAGUAGAAGGCAGAGAAAUUAUCUCCAACUUGGCAAAGGCUGCCGGUCUGGCUACCAUGAUCUCCACGAUGAGACCCGAUAUCGACAACAUGGACGAGUAUGUCAGAAACACGACAGCCCGAGCCUUCGCCGUGGUGGCCUCUGCUCUCGGUAUUCCCUCCCUCCUGCCUUUCCUCAAAGCUGUGUGUAAGAGCAAGAAGUCGUGGCAGGCCAGACACACAGGCAUCAAGAUCGUGCAGCAGAUCGCCAUCCUCAUGGGCUGCGCCAUCCUACCCCACCUGCGCAGCUUGGUGGAGAUCAUCGAACACGGUCUGGUGGACGAGCAGCAGAAGGUCAGGACCAUCAGCGCUCUGGCUAUCGCUGCCCUCGCUGAAGCCGCCACACCCUACGGUAUCGAGUCCUUUGAUUCUGUCCUCAAGCCCCUCUGGAAGGGUAUCAGACAGCACAGAGGAAAGGGUCUGGCUGCUUUCCUCAAAGCUAUCGGUUACCUGAUCCCUCUGAUGGACGCCGAGUACGCAAACUACUACACCAGAGAGGUGAUGCUGAUCCUCAUCAGAGAGUUCCAGUCCCCUGACGAGGAGAUGAAGAAGAUUGUACUCAAGGUGGUGAAGCAGUGUUGUGGCACUGAUGGUGUGGAGGCAAACUACAUCAAGACUGAGAUUCUGCCGCCGUUCUUCAAACACUUCUGGCAGCACAGGAUGGCUCUGGACAGACGCAACUACAGACAGUUGGUGGACACCACGGUGGAGCUGGCCAACAAAGUGGGAGCAGCAGAGAUCAUUUCCCGCAUCGUUGAUGACCUGAAGGACGAGGCGGAGCAGUACAGGAAGAUGGUGAUGGAGACCAUCGAGAAGAUCAUGGGCAACCUGGGUGCCGCUGACAUCGACCACAAGCUGGAGGAGCAGCUGAUCGACGGCAUCCUUUACGCCUUCCAGGAACAGACCACCGAGGACUCUGUGAUGCUGAACGGCUUCGGCACCGUGGUGAACGCCCUCGGGAAGCGAGUGAAGCCCUACCUGCCUCAGAUCUGCGGUACGGUGCUGUGGCGUCUCAACAACAAGUCGGCUAAAGUCCGUCAGCAGGCUGCAGACCUGAUCUCACGCACAGCCGUCGUCAUGAAGACCUGCCAGGAGGAGAAGCUGAUGGGUCACUUGGGGGUUGUGCUGUACGAGUACCUGGGAGAGGAAUACCCCGAGGUGCUGGGUAGCAUCCUGGGAGCUCUGAAGGCCAUCGUUAACGUCAUCGGAAUGCACAAGAUGACUCCACCAAUCAAAGACCUGCUUCCUCGUCUGACUCCCAUCCUGAAGAACAGACACGAGAAGGUGCAGGAGAACUGCAUCGACCUGGUGGGCAGGAUCGCCGACAGGGGUGCUGAGUACGUGUCAGCCAGGGAGUGGAUGAGGAUUUGCUUUGAGCUGCUGGAGCUGCUGAAGGCUCACAAGAAAGCCAUCCGCAGAGCCACCGUCAACACGUUCGGCUACAUCGCCAAAGCUAUCGGCCCUCACGAUGUGUUGGCCACUCUGCUGAACAACCUGAAGGUGCAGGAGCGUCAGAACAGAGUCUGCACGACGGUGGCCAUCGCCAUCGUGGCUGAGACCUGCUCCCCGUUCACCGUUCUGCCGGCGCUCAUGAACGAGUACCGUGUGCCAGAGCUCAACGUGCAGAACGGCGUCCUGAAGUCUCUCUCCUUCCUGUUCGAGUACAUCGGAGAGAUGGGUAAAGAUUACAUCUACGCCGUCACCCCGCUGUUGGAGGACGCUCUCAUGGACAGAGAUCUGGUCCACAGACAGACGGCGAGUGCGGUGGUGCAGCACAUGUCUCUGGGCGUCUACGGGUUCGGCUGUGAGGAUUCCCUGAACCACCUCCUGAACUACGUGUGGCCCAACGUGUUCGAGACGUCGCCUCACGUCAUCCAGGCCGUGAUGGGGGCCCUCGAGGGUCUCCGGGUCGCCAUCGGGCCCUGCCGCAUGCUGCAGUACUGCUUACAGGGUUUGUUCCACCCGGCCAGGAAGGUGCGAGACGUCUACUGGAAGAUCUACAACUCCAUCUACAUCGGUUCGCAGGACGCCCUCAUCGCCCACUUCCCACAGGUCUACAACGACGAGAAGAACAUGUACGUCCGCUACGAGCUGGACUACGCCUUGUAAAUAAAUAAAUCAAAUACUCUGCUUCCCCUCCGCCCCUCCUCCUCCCCCCCCCUCCACUGUCCAAUAUCGUCUGUACUCUCGGUCCAGGACUGAGUCGGUUUUUAUUAAGCAACUGUCAUAUUCCCCAACAUGCAGCCUCUGCUUCAUGCAAACUUUCUUCAUCCUGAUUUGAAAAACUAGCAUGAAGUUAGGAGAAAUAAAAGGAACAUUGUAGAGUCUGAAUGUAUUGUUUUUUUUGCUAUUUUUUUGACUGUUCCUUGUGAGGAAUGGCCGAGGUCGGACGAGCCUUGAUGUGAAGAAUACAGAGAAGUUAUCACGAUGUUUUAAAUAUUUCAAUUUGUUUCGUUAGUGUGUAAUUAAAGGCCUCUGUACCGCCUGCUGUCUUUACACACACCUCUCUCCUCGUUUCACAACUCUGUUCUUACUAGAUUGUUGCUUUAUUUAACCGAAUAAAAUGUUUGUGUAUAAAACUCCA
Eleginops maclovinus (Patagonian blennie) is the source of this 5717-nucleotide messenger RNA. RefSeq names its product splicing factor 3b, subunit 1 (gene sf3b1). The transcript has 21 exons. Lineage: Eukaryota; Metazoa; Chordata; Actinopteri; Perciformes; Eleginopidae. Gene Ontology annotation, biological process: spliceosomal complex assembly. The record is from RefSeq and is a predicted model, not a curated record. Gene Ontology annotation, molecular function: mRNA binding. Gene Ontology annotation, cellular component: U2-type prespliceosome; U2 snRNP; catalytic step 2 spliceosome. Bases 1739 to 5242 code for a protein of 1167 amino acids.